Messenger RNA from Hippocampus comes (tiger tail seahorse), 7523 nucleotides. It is a transcript of the gene rapgef6, whose product is annotated as Rap guanine nucleotide exchange factor (GEF) 6. Lineage: Eukaryota; Metazoa; Chordata; Actinopteri; Syngnathiformes; Syngnathidae. Gene Ontology annotation, biological process: small GTPase-mediated signal transduction. The coding region runs from base 368 to 5392 and encodes 1674 amino acids. Gene Ontology annotation, molecular function: protein binding; guanyl-nucleotide exchange factor activity. The record is from RefSeq and is a predicted model, not a curated record. The transcript is spliced from 32 exons.
UUACUGGCAAACAGAUGUAUGUCGUCAACUCGCCACAUUCGCUCCUUUCUCCGGGAGGAGGGCACCAAAACCUCCACCGUUCGGAUGGAACUCGCGGUGGCGGCGGUCGAGAUGGACGUACAGAACCCAUGACGACCCGGAUACAACUUUGUGGCACUUUUAACUGCUUUACGACGCUCUUUUCUGAGGCCUUUUGAGUUUUUGGCGUGAUUUCCCUGCCCGGCUGCAGGGGCGGUAGCUGAAAAAGCCCACCGUCAAUGCGCACCCGGGCGAGGACGAGCUCCAACGCGGAGAAUAUGAUCGCAUCCAAAGUUUAAAGACAUACUAAAGAGGAAGGAAAAGUCCCUCCUAGUUGGAAUUCGACGUUAUGAAAAUGACCGGAGCCAUGGAAAGUUCUUUCAAGCUGGCGCUGAGGAAGCCGCCCGCCUUGCGGACGGCAGAGGACCUGCACACCAUCUACUGCCACCUGUACCACAUGGAUGUCCUCUCUCACCUCAGGGAGCACCAGCUAAGGUCCAUGUGCACCUCGGCCAGGUAUGAGAGACACGAGGCCAACCACAUCCUCUUCUAUCCUGACAGCAUUGCCAGCUGUUGGUACGUCCUGCUCUCUGGGUCCGUCUUCGUCAAGGAGCACAUGUACCUGGCCAGGUGCUGUUUCGGCAAGCAGCUGGGGGGCCGGCGAGGCUGCGAAUGCAUCACGUUGGAGCCGUCAGAAAUGAUCGUGGUGGACAACGGCGGCGAGGGCGACGACGGCUUCCUGCAUCGGGACGGCUCGCAGCGACGGUCCCGCCGGCGCUUCCGCAGGAUCAACCCCAAGGGUGAGCGGGAGCUGAUCACGGACGGCCAAGAACCCGCCGGAUACAAGGAUCAUCUCAACAACCAGCUUCCUGCCGACCUCAAUAAGAUGCAUUUGACGGACCACGCCCACCAGCAGGUGAUGCACGUGCCCGCCAGCCAGUCGGGCUGCAGCAUCGCCAGCGACUCGGGCAGCAGCAGCCUGUCGGACAUCUACCAGGCCACAGAGAGCGAACCGGGCGACGUGGACCUGUCCGGCCUUCCCGAGGCUCCCGUGGACAGCGAGGAGGAGGAAGAGGAGGAUGAGGACCUGGAGAGAGCCUCGGAUGCGCUGCUGGGCCGAGACCUUGUGCGCGAGUGUCUGGAAAAAGACCCGGCCGACCGCAACGACGACGACAUCGAGCAACUGCUCGAGUUUAUGCACCAGCUGCCAGCCUUCGCCAACAUGACCAUGUCGGUGCGUCGGGAGCUGUGCAGCGUGAUGGUGUUCGAGGUGGUCGAGCAGGCCGGCACCGUCAUUCUGCACGACAAGCAGGAGCUGGACCUGUGGUACGUCAUCCUGAACGGGGCGGUGGAGAUCGGUCGCCCCGAGGGCAGGGCGGAGAUGUUGUGCAUGGGCAACAGCUUCGGUAUCUCGGCCUCGCUGGAAAAGCAGUACAUGAACGGGGAGGUGCGCACCAAAGGGGACGACUGCCAGUUGGUCUGCAUCGCCCAGGAGGACUACUGGCGCAUCCUCAACCACGUGGAGAAGAACACGCACAAGGUGGAGGAGGAGGGCGAGAUCGUCAUGGUGAAGGAGCACCGAGAGCUGGACAGAAGCGGCACCCGCAAGGGACACAUUGUCAUCAAGGGGACCCCCGAGCGCCUGAUCAUGCACCUGGUGGAGGAGCCCUCAGUGGUGGACCCCACCUACAUCGAGGACUUCCUGCUCACUUACCGCACCUUCGUGUCCAGCCCCCUGGAGGUGGGCAAGAAGCUGCUGGACUGGUUCCAGAUGGACACGCUCAGAGACACGGUGACACGUAUCGUGCUGCUGUGGGUCAACAACCACUUCAACGACUUUGAGGGCAACACGGCCAUGACGCGCUUCCUGGAAGACUUUGAGAAGCUGCUGGAGGCCGCGAAAAUGAAAGGCCACCUGCGGCUCCUCAAUAUCGCCUGCGCCGCCAAGGCCAAGUGGCGGCAGAUCACGCUGCAAAAGGCCUCGCGCGAAUCGCCGCUCUACUUCAGCGUGCUGGGCGGCAGCGAGCGCGGCUUCGGCAUCUUCGUCGAGUCGGUGGAGGACGGCAGCAAGGCGGCCGAGGCGGGACUCAAACGCGGAGACCAGAUCAUGGAGAUCAACGGUCAGAACUUUGAGAACAUCUCUUUUUCCAAGGCCGUGGACAUCUUGAGGAACAACACGCACUUGUCCCUCACGGUCAAGACCAACAUAUUCGUCUUUAAAGAGCUGCUGAGCCGGAUCACGCAUGAGAAGAAGAACGGUGGGCCGCACCUUCCCAAGAUCCAGGAGAAAAAGGGCAAUCGCUUUUCAAUCCCGGACCUGCCCGGCGACAUGGAGUUCGCCAGCGACCACAAAGCCACGCGCAAGAUGAAGGCCAACACGGUGUCCGGCGGCCGCAACAAGAUCCGCAAGAUGCUGGAGAAGACGCGCUUCAGCAUCCUGCCCCCCAAGCCUUUCAGGGGCCUAUUUGGUGACGGCGGCAUGGGUCAGUCGCAGGACGACAGCAUCGUGGGGACCAAACAGUGUCGGCACAGCGUGGCCGUCAUGCCCAUCCCGGGCAGCCUGUCGUCAAGCAGCCCGGACCUCCUCCAGCCCGCCACCAGCGUCCUGGACUUCUCCAACCCGGCAGCGCUGGGACUGUACUACAUCCCGGACCAGGUGAUCCGUGUGUUUAAGGCUGACCAGCAGAGCUGCUACAUCAUCAUUAGCAAGGACACCACCGCCAAGGAUGUGGUGGCGCACGCCGUCAACGAGUUCGGACUGACGCCGGCCGCCGAGAACUACUCGCUGUGCGAGGUGUCCGUCAGCCCCGAGGGCGUCAUCAAGCAGCGCCGCCUGCCCGACCAGCUCUCCAAGCUGGCCGACCGCAUUCAGCUGAACGGCAGGUACUACCUGAAGAACAACAUGGAGACGGAGACACUGUGUUCCGACGAGGACGCCCAGGACCUGCUGCGCGAGAGUCACAUCUCGCUGCUGCAGCUCAGCACCAUGGAGGUGGCCGCCCAACUCUCCAUGCGCGACUUUGAGCUCUUCCGGAACAUCGAGUCCACCGAGUACGUGGACGACCUGUUCAAGCUGGACUCGGCGGCGGGCGGCGGCCACCUGAAGCGCUUCGAGGAGGUCAUCAACCAGGAGACCUUCUGGGUGGCCACCGAGAUCCUGAAGGAGCCCAACGCCCUCAAGAGGAUGAAGACCGUCAAGCACUUUGUCAAGAUUGCCCUGCACUGCCAAGAGUGCAAGAACUUCAACUCCAUGUUCGCCAUCAUCAGCGGUUUGAACUUGGCCCCGGUGGCUCGCCUGCGCAGCUCGUGGGAGAAGCUGCCCAGCAAAUACGACAAACUUUUCGGGGACCUGCAGGACGUCUUUGACCCGUCACGCAACAUGGCCAAGUACCGCAACGUCCUGAGCGGCCAGAGCAUGCAGCCGCCCGUCAUCCCGCUCUUCCCCGUGGUCAAGAAGGACCUCACGUUCCUGCACGAAGGCAACGACUCAACGGUGGACGGCCUGGUGAACUUCGAGAAGCUGCGGAUGAUCGCCAAGGAGAUCCGACACGUGGUCCGGAUGACGUCGGCCAACAUGGACCCCGCCCUGAUGUUUAGACAACGGAAGAAGAGGUGGAAGAGUUUAGGGUCCCUGAGUCAGGGCAGCACCAACUCCAACAUGCUGGACGUGCAGGGCGGCGGGCACAAGAAGCGCGUGCGCCGCAGUUCACUGCUCAAUGCCAAGAAGCUCUACGAGGAUGCGCAAAUGGCCCGCAAGGUCAAGCAGUACCUGUCCAACCUGGCGGUGGAAACGGACGAGGACAAGCACCAGGUCAUGUCGUUGCAGUGCGAGCCCGCCUACACCACCAUUUCGAAAAACCUGAGCGACCGGCGGUCCAAUAAGUCGGACAUGUCGCCUGUGUCGCUGCGGUCGGCGUUGCCGUCGGGGAAGACCCAGAACCGGGUGUCGCAGGUGCUUCAAGUGCAGGUGCCGCUCAACCCGCUGCGCAAGAAGAGCACCGCCAAGGACGUGGGCCCGCCCAACUUCAGCUCCCCUCAGGUGGUCAAGAAGCCCCCCGCCAGUUCAGCGGACGAGUGGAGCACCAAGAGGCCCUCGGACGACACCGUGUCCACCAUCUCGUCCCUGCACUCCAGCCCCACCGUGUCGCCGCAGGGCUCGCCGCGCAAAGGCCCUUCGGCCAAAGCCCAGACCUGCUCCAGCCAGAUGAACCUGUCCGGCUCGUCGUCGUCAUUAACGAGCGAGGCCAGCACCAAAGCGAGCACCGUCAGCCUGCGCAGCUACGGCAUAGGUUACGCGCUGCUCCCUCCGGGCAAAACGGACAACCUGUCCGACUCCAGCCACAGCGAGAUCUCGUCUCGCUCCAGCAUUUGCUCCGUAGACUCGGUGCCCGCUCCAGGUCUGGAGGAACGGUGUAACAGCAUCGGUGCCAGGACGUCCGUGGCGUCUGCCACUGCUGCCCCCAAUGUACCGGCCGGCGUGCCGACGCCCGAGAGCUCGGCGGCCACGCACUUGAAUGUGGACUACAGCCAGCCCAGCACCAGCUCUCCUUCUUCUGCGGCGGCGGCCGCAUUUUCAACUCGGGGCUAUGCCGCACGAGGCUCCACCUUCACGUCGUCCACCUCCACGGAGGAGCUGACACCCGACCUGGCCUCCCUGGACUCGGUGGCCGACAGCGGGCGCGGCAGCUGGACGUCAUGCUCCUCGAACUCUCACGACUCCUUCCAGAGCUUGCCCGCUUCCUCCUGCCGCCCAUGGGACCACGGCGUCCACGGGCACCCGCUGGCGCUUGCUCAUCGGCUGGCCAGCACGACCAUUGCUGAGGCGGAUGCCGCCCGCGACUCGGAGCUGGCCAAGCAGUCGCGGCAGAGCUGGGCGUCGUCCGGCUCCUUGUCGGAUACGUAUGAGGGGAAUUACGGCACCGUGAAGCGGAGGAACACCGCCGAGCAGCAGCAGAUACCGCCUGGGUCCGGCUCGUCGGCCUCGCCGACCAAUGACGAGGGAGUGCAGAGCACAGACCCCGCCUACAAAACGGUGACAUCCAGCACGGAAAAGGGGCUCAUAGUUUACUGCAUCACCUCCCCCGCCAAGGAUGAGCGUUACCGAGCUCCUCCUCCCACCCCUCCAGGCUAUCAGGGUCUGGCCCUGGGUGACAUCAAAGAUGGAAGCAAUGGCCCCGUGGUGGUCGCCGUGGGGGCGGGGCCACCCAUGAGGCCUCCCCACCUCAAACCACCUGACUAUAGCGUGGCCAUGCAAAGGAGCAAACUACUGCAGAGUCCGGGAGCCGCCGGGAGCCUGGCGGAGGCCCGGAGGCUUGCCGGCAGAACACGUGACAUGAACGACAGCGAGGACGACGAACAAGUUUCCGCCGUGUAGAUGAGUGGAUAUCCGGGCUGUGCACUAUGGCCUGGUACAAUUUUGACCACCUCCUGGAACACGUGCCUGCUUGACUAAAAACUUCUGACCUUGGGGGAGGGGGGGGGGGGAUCAUUUGAAUUUUGCACCUCGGAACUAGCGCCACGUUUUACUUGGGACGAGAUGGCCAGCAGAAGGAUCCCAGAAUCAUGUGCGGGACUUUUGUCAUGCUUUUUCGCCGAGACCUCUCCAAGCGCCCCUCUCCUCCCCUCCUUCCCCCUGAAACUCGUGCCUGCUUCACUUGAAAAGAAACUUUUUAAAGACUUCAGACCAGGAAAAGAAAGACAACAGUUGAAUCCUUUUUAAGCUUUUAUUAUUAUAUUUGUUUUUUUUUUACCAUUUUAACUUUGCACCACAUUUUCCUCGGGACAAGAUGGUGUAAGGAAGGAGGUAAGGCGGCUUGUGGAGCACUUACUGUUCUCGGGGGGAAACAAAAUGGCCGCCUCCUGAAGCUAGCUAUUCAAACGGCGUGUUACCUCCUGGACUAGGGGGAAAAAAAUAUUCAAAGUAAUGCUUAUUUUAAAAGCGCAAACAAUUAGGGGGUAAAGGGGAUGUUUUGUUUACAGUGUUGAUUGGAUGAGCGUGCUAGCCCCGCCCCCUUUCUAUUGAAAUGGCAGCCAAACAGGAGGUGCGUCUCCAUUCCCGUGUUCACCGUAUACAAAAGCGAUUGGUCUUCCCAAUGUCCGCUCCGUUAGCAUUGUUCGGAAGACUUGAAAUGCUAACAUAUUUGCAAAUGUAUAAAUACAUGAAUGGAUACGUGUAUAUAUAUUAUUAUUUUUUGUUGUUGGUUUUGCCGUAAAUUAAUGAUGGUGUAUAGAUGACAUACUGUGGAAUAUUUUUGAAUAUUUUGUUCUAAAAAACAUUUUCGUUUUUUUUUUUUUUUUUUUUGCUGGCUCCUCGCUGGUGCGUUUCAUAGCCAUGUAGAUGCUGCUGUGUGCGUGUGUGUGUGUGCGUGCGUGCGUGCGUGCGUGUGUGCGUGCGCGUGCGUGUGUGUGUGUGUGUGUGUGUGUGAAUAGGGAUGUCUUUUUAUUGCUUUAUUUAUCUCACAAAAUAUAACAAUAGGUAUUGACCCCCAUGCCGGGUUUCCUGGAUCUCAGGCUCCAUUGAGUUUCUUCGGCGCCUGUGUUAGUUGACAAGGAUGCCUUGUUUGUCUCCUACCCCCUGUUAGCACUCCUCGGCCCCUCAUGGCUCUACUCAGCCUCCGUUUUGUCACUUGUUCUUGGACCUCGCAAGGCCCUCCAGUGGGUGUCUCCUUAAAUCUGGUCACCUUCUUUGUCAUAUUAACCCCCCUGUGAUUCCUUGUGGAUCUCCACUCGGACUCUGAGUGGGUCAUAGACCUUUGACAUGCCCUCUCGGCCCCCAGUAGGUCCUCUUUUGGAUGUCCAGGUCUCCUGGACCUCUUACAUGUGUUCUAUAUGUUGUCCCAACACUUCUGAAAGCAUCUUUUGUUACAUAAAGCCCACCUGACCCUACACAGUAAGCCACCUGGACCGCUCACAGGUCCUCGUGGCACCCUCCGCCUACUUUUAGGUCAACCGGAUCUUGGUUUGAUCCUCUGCACGGACUGAGUCAUCAUUUUGACGCUUUCUUCCUUUUUUUGCACAGCUCCACUCCUGACGUUCAAAACCACGUUUCAGUAUUAGCCCCCCUCAAGUGUGUAGUUGUUCUGUACAAAGUCACUUGACAAUUUUAAAACUUCUCUUGAGUUUUCCCAACCCUCCAUUUGCCCCCCGCCUCCCCACACACAACAUACACUCCCACUAGAAUGCAAUAACCGAUGUGAAUGAGAAGCGAUGACGAGGAUGCACUGUAAGCUGUAAAAGUGAUUUUGCCACACAAAUAACGUCCCGUAUGUGUGUACAAGUGGCACUCGUCUCGUUGCUGUUUUUUAUGUCUUUUACAAAGACGACUCCAUUUUGGCCUCGUACGCAUUGUAUAUGUCUAUUUUUUACCAGUGGAUUGUACAUAGUUGUUCUAUUUUUGUUUAAGAGGGUGUGUACAAAGGAUUUAAAACAAAGAAGAAAGGACAUUUUAUUUCCUUUUAAGUCUACUGAUAAUAAUUUGGACAAUGAAUAAAAUCCUGAAAUGGAAA